AUGCAAAACGAAAUAAUAAAGCCUGCUAAAUACUUCUCAGAAGUGGAGAAAAGUGUGCUGCUUGCAUUAGUUGAGAAAUACAAAUAUGUGCUUGAAUGUAAGAAAAGUGAUGCAAGAACUAUUGCUCUGAAGCAACGUACUUGGCAAGCACUAGCUCAUGAAUAUAAUUCCCAGCCCAGCGUAUCGCUGCGAGACUUCAAGCAGUUAAAGAAAUGCUGGGAAAAUAUCAAGGCACGGACAAAAAAGAUAAUGGCACAUGAAAGGCGGGAGAAGGUAAAAAGGAGUAUUAGUCCACUUAUAAAUACUCACAUCAUAGGGAAAGAGAAGAUUGCCAGCAUAAUGCCUGAGCAAAUGUACUUUUUGCAGAGCCCACCAGAAGAAGAUUCUGAAUAUCAGCCUGAUGCUUCUAGUCAAGAGUCAUUUGUUGUCUCAAACAGAGAACUUUGUGAUGAAGAGAAAGAGCUGGUACAUUUCCCGGUGUGUGAAGGUACCUCCCAACCUGAGCCUUCAUGUUCUGAUGUCAGAAUAGCAGCUGAUAAGAACUACAGAAGUAAAGCAUCUCAGGAAAGUGCUCUGAAAAAGAUGCAUGAGGAAGAACAUCAUCAGCAAAUGUCAAUUUUGCAGCUGCAGUUAAUCCAAAUGAAUGAAGUUCAUGUGGCAAAAAUACAACAAAUAGAAAGGGAGUGUGAGAUGGCCGAAGAGGAACACAGGAUAAAAAUGGAAGUGCUAAAUAAAAAGAAAAUGUAUUGGGAGAGAAAACUGCAGACCAUCACAAAAGAAUGGCCUGUAUCAUCCUUUAACAGACCCUUUCCUAAUUCACCGUAG
This is a messenger RNA of Chaetura pelagica (chimney swift), 825 nucleotides long. It is a transcript of the gene MSANTD3, whose product is annotated as Myb/SANT-like DNA-binding domain containing 3. Lineage: Eukaryota; Metazoa; Chordata; Aves; Apodiformes; Apodidae. Bases 1 to 825 code for a protein of 274 amino acids. The record is from RefSeq and is a predicted model, not a curated record. The transcript has 3 exons.